AUGACCACCCCUUCAGCCUCCUCUGUCCCGCUUGCUCCGCCUUCGUUACCUCUGCCGACCGAGCUCGAACAGUUGCUCCUCUCGCAAUCGCAACUGCAGCACACCCUCGCGUCGUUACAGCAACUUGCCACUAGAUUAAGCGAGCUAUCGCAAGCUAGGAAAGAAGGUAAUGGGAGGAUGGAUAUCGCUGUCGAUCUUGGGAUGGGGUACACGAUUCAAGGGGUCGUGUGAGUGCUGCCAAGGGAUCAAUCGGAUGGGCGAGCAGCCGAAUGCUGACGGAAGUACACAUACUGGUGGGACCGCAUAGACCGAAUACGGACAAGAUUAUCGUCGCCAGUGGGGUGCAGGACCUUUGGGUGCAGCUUCGAGUCGACGAGGCGGAGAAGUUCGUCGCGAAAAGGCACGAGAUCUUGCAAAAGUGAGCCCGGAGCUCGUGCGGGGAUAGUUCCGUCCACGUGGGAGAUAUGCUGACGCUGUUGCAUACCUCUCAGACGAUCAGAGUCGCUGGACAAGGAGGUUGAUAAGCUGAGGCAAGAAUAUGCGCUCGUAAGUGGGGACAGCCCGGAUUUCAUUUCCUGGCUUGACCGAUCGGAGCUCCCGACAAUUAAUGCAGGUGUCCUUACCAUUUAGGUCGCCGAGACCCUUCGAAGAGCUUUAGCACCACCCAGUACCGACGUGGACGACGACGCCUGA
Messenger RNA from Microbotryum saponariae, 693 nucleotides. Lineage: Eukaryota; Fungi; Basidiomycota; Microbotryomycetes; Microbotryales; Microbotryaceae. The record is from the annotation of a GenBank genome assembly.